Messenger RNA from Sinocyclocheilus rhinocerous, 439 nucleotides. Its product is annotated as surfeit locus protein 2-like. The coding region runs from base 16 to 411 and encodes 131 amino acids. The transcript is spliced from 2 exons. The record is from RefSeq and is a predicted model, not a curated record. NCBI's taxonomy places the organism in Eukaryota, Metazoa, Chordata, Actinopteri, Cypriniformes, Cyprinidae.
CCUAGUUUUGAUUUCAUGUUGAAUUCAUAUUCAUAUAUUUGCAUUGUGUUUUUCCUCAGAGAUCAUCUCUUCUGCAAGCUCACGUUACGUCACAUCAACCGUGUGCCGCAGCAUGUUCUGCGUCACGUCAGCGGCAGACGCUACAGGAGGGCUCUGGAGCAGUACGAGGAGUGUGUCCGGCAGGGUGUGGAGUUCGUUCCUGUGCAGCUCAAGAAGAAGAAGAGACCCAAAGAGGCCGCAGGAAGUGAGGGUCGGGCCGCAGGAAGUGAGCGACGAGCCAGCAGGAAGCAGGACAGCGGCGUCUGGACCCCGAACUCGAGCAACGGCGAGGACAGCGACUCCUCGGACAGCAUGUCCGAUCUUUACCCACGUCAGUGCCACACUUCGUUAAUAAUGAAUAAUCGCGAUUAAUCACAUCGAUUAAUCACAUCCAAAAAUA